Messenger RNA from Dovyalis caffra, 1572 nucleotides. NCBI's taxonomy places the organism in Eukaryota, Viridiplantae, Streptophyta, Magnoliopsida, Malpighiales, Salicaceae. The record is from the annotation of a GenBank genome assembly.
AUGGCCACUUCAACGCUCACCGGAUUGUUAAAAUUGGUUGCCGGAGAAUUCCCUAACCGACCAGCCGUCUCCGUAUCUGGCAAAUUGGAUUUAACCCACUCUCGUCUCCAUGAAAUCAUCGAAAGUGCCACUUCUCGUCUUGUUGCCUCUGGAAUUAAGCCUGGCGAUGUUGUUGCACUUACGUUUCCUAACACUGUCGAGUUUGUGAUAAUGUUUUUGGCUGUGAUCCGAGCCCGCGCUACGGCAGCGCCGCUCAAUGCAGCGUACACGACGGAGGAGUUCGAGUUUUAUUUAUCAGAUUCAGAGUCCAAGCUGUUAGUAACCCCACAAGAAGGAAACAAUUCUGCUCAAGUGGCAGCUUCCAAGCUGAAAAUCCCUCACGCCACCGCCACACUCAGUGGAGCCGAUUCUGAACUCUCUAUUUCCCUCAGUCAGACUGAGUCAGGCCCCAAUUCGAUAACCCAACUCAUUAACGACCCAUCUGACGUGGCACUGUUUUUGCACACGUCGGGAACCACAAGUCGGCCCAAAGGGGUGCCACUGACUCAGCUCAAUCUGGCUUCUUCGGUUAAUAACAUUAAAUCGGUGUACAAACUCACUGAGUCAGACUCAACGGUGAUAGUCUUACCGUUGUUUCACGUUCACGGGUUAGUAGCCGGGUUACUGAGUUCGCUUGCCGCCGGGGCUUCCGUAGCUUUGCCAGCUGCCGGCCGAUUUUCGGCUUCAACGUUUUGGAAAGACAUGAACAGAUAUAACGCUACGUGGUAUACUGCUGUCCCCACCAUCCACCAAAUUAUUUUGGACCGGCACUUUAGUCACCCCGAACCGGAGUACCCAAAACUUCGGUUCAUCAGGAGCUGUAGCGCCUCUCUUGCGCCGGCUAUAUUGGCCAGGCUUGAGGAGGCAUUCAACGCCCCGGUUUUGGAGGCCUACGCAAUGACAGAGGCAGCGCAUUUGAUGUGUUCGAAUCCAUUACCUGAAGACGGCCCGCAUAAGGCCGGGUCGGUAGGUAAACCGGUGGUUCAAGAAAUGGCGAUAUUGAACGAAAAUGGUGUAAUUUUAAAGCCUAAUGCUAGUGGCGAGGUAUGCCUUAGAGGUCCAAACGUGACCAAGGGUUAUAAAAACAACCCGGAGGCUAAUAAGGCUGCGUUUCAAUUCGGAUGGUUCCAUACCGGUGAUCUCGGUUAUUUCGAUUCGGAUGGCUAUUUGCAUCUGGUGGGGAGGAUCAAGGAGCUUAUUAAUCGUGGAGGGGAGAAAAUAUCGCCAAUUGAAGUGGAUGCAGUGCUUCUAUCUCAUCCAGACAUUGCGCAAGCGGUUGCUUUCGGAGUCCCAGAUGACAAAUACGGUGAAGAGAUAAAUUGCGCAAUAAUUCCUCGAGAAGGAUCAAAGAUUGAUGAGGAGGAGGUGCUGAGGUUCUGCAAGAACAACUUAGCAGCUUUCAAGGUCCCAAAGAAGGUCUUCGUCACAGACUCCGUUCCAAAGACAGCCAGUGGGAAAAUCCAAAGAAGGAUUGUAGCAGAACACUUCCUUGCUCAAAUUUCAACUGCCAGAGUCCCCAAGUUUGGUGCCUAA